Enterospora canceri is the source of this 660-nucleotide messenger RNA. The record is from the annotation of a GenBank genome assembly. Lineage: Eukaryota; Fungi; Microsporidia; Enterocytozoonidae.
AUGCACUUUGAAAACAAAAUGGGCAUUUUUAGUCCGGAUGGAAGACUCUAUCAGGUCGAAUACGCUCAACACGCAUCCAAUCAGGGUGCUACAGUCUGUUUGAAUGUGACAGGAGAUAAGAUUCAUGUGUUCUACGAAAACAAACAAACAUCUGUCCUUGAAGUAUUUGAGAAUAAGAUUGUUCCAAUUGGCAAAGACAUCUACAUUUUGUUUAGUGGAAUCAAGCCAGACUCAUACUUGGUAGAGAAGGUGUGUGCUACUGAAAUCUACAUGCACAAAAUGAAUACAGCCCAGGACAUUACAAUAAGAGGUUUGGCAGGUAAAAUAGCAAAAUACAAGCGAGAAUUCACCGUGAAGAUGAGCCACAGGCCACUUGGACUCAAAACAGUGCUAUUUGGCAUUGAAAAUGGAAAAGGUAGGAUAUUCGUAAUUGAAUCAGAUGGAAACUUUGCAGAAUAUGAGAAAUGUGCUGUGGGAUACAAGUCAGACAAGAUCUACGACAACUUCAAAGAUAGUGGAAAGGAUGCGUCUCUCUCUGCCUUGCUCAAUGUGGUACAAAAGAACCAUAAAUUCAUUAAAGGAUAUGAAAUCAAUACAAAUGAAGGAAUCAAAGAGAUUGUGGCAGAAGAGAUUAAGACGAAACUAGACGAAAUGAAUUAA